GUACCACACACACAUACGUCAUCGGAAGAGUUUGACAUUUCCGUAACGAACGUGAAAAUGCUCUGUCACUGCGUAAAAUAUGUUUCGUUUGCCUUUAAAUUUCCCAAAAUGUCGUCCAAAAUGCCAACCGACGAUAACCAGAAUUUAAUCCCCAAGUCAUCGGUUGUAUUCUGUCUAAUCGGCGGGGUCUUUGUCGCCUGCCUUUUCUCAGUAAUGUCCAGAUUUGUGAUCGUUUUGGAGGGCGGUACUCGCCAAGUUGCUACGGAAGCUUCACCGCCUGCCAGCGCGUCGAAAGCAGUGGGCGUGAUGGGGGAUUUGGAGCAGUGGCCCGGCAUGGACUACCACGGCAUGAGGGACUGGCCGAUCACUGUCAGGGACAAGCCCAUUAUAAGACCGGACAUAAAAGGCGAGGUGCUUGCUGCUCUUCAUCAGGCCAUGAUCGCCAAAGUCCAAGGGAAAAACGAGAAAGCGCACAAACUGUUCUUGCAUGCACUGGCUCUUGAUCCUAACCACGCAGAUGCCUUAAACGAGUACGGCGAAUUUCUGGAGGAGGAGGAUAUCUUACGUGCGGAUCAUCUGUACACCUGCGCGCUCUUGAACAACGCAUCUCACAUGAGGGCGCUCAUCAAUUUGAAAAGGACAUCAGUGAUUGUGGAGGAAAUUGAUCAGGGGAUACUGACGCGGAUUGAUAACAAGAGGAACGAUUUUCUGCAAGUGCCUGCGAACAGUCGCGCGUUGCAGCGCGCGCAGCAGGAGAUGUACUACCAGCAUAUUUACCACACGACAGCGAUUGAAGGAAACACGCUCUCGCUGGAGCAGAUGAGGAGCAUCAUGGAGACAGGAAUGGCCGUAACGGGGAAAAGCAUCUUAGAGCACAACGAGAUCAUAGGGAUGAGCUCCGCACUGCAGUACAUCAACAACACCCUGAUGGGUAAAUUCGGGGACAUCUCGGUCCGGGACAUUCUGGAAAUCCAUCGGCGGGUCCUCGGCCACGUGGAUCCGCUCGAAGCCGGCCAGAUCCGGACGACCCAAGUUUUUGUCGGCUCGCACGUCCCGCCCGCACCAUCGGACGUGGAAAUCCUUCUUGAGGAUUUUGUGGACUGGCUGAAAUCUGAGGAGGCCAACUCAAUGCAUCCGGUUGAAUUCGCAGCUCUAGCCCAUUACAAGUUGGUUUACAUCCAUCCGUUUUUGGACGGUAACGGCAGGACGUCCCGAUUGCUAAUGAACCUGAUUCUGAUGCGGGCCGGGUACCCGCCAAUCAUCGUCAAAGUCACUCAGCGGCACGAAUACUACGAAGCCAUCAAAAAGGGCAACGUUGGAGAUAUACGGCCCUUCAUCAGGUUUAUUGCUCAGUGUACAGAGGACAUGUUGGAUGCCUUGCUGUGGUUGACAACGGAAUCAUCCUCGCUUGCGCUGCCAGAACUUAUAGGGAACAAAAAUGAAAGAAUUGUUGAAAAUAUACCUGUUUAUUGAAAAUAUAUCCCUGUUUAUUGAUUUUUACUACCAAAUUCUUCCAUAGAUUAUGUCCGUGAUCAUGUGAUGGGUAAACACAGUACUGAAAUUUACAUCUUCCUGGGCUAAUUCCCAUUUGAUUGCUCUUGUCGAUUCAAACUUGUAGUGGGAGA
Patiria miniata (bat star) is the source of this 1625-nucleotide messenger RNA. RefSeq names its product protein adenylyltransferase FICD-like (gene ficd). Gene Ontology annotation, molecular function: protein binding. NCBI's taxonomy places the organism in Eukaryota, Metazoa, Echinodermata, Asteroidea, Valvatida, Asterinidae. The record is from RefSeq and is a predicted model, not a curated record. The coding region runs from base 58 to 1473 and encodes 471 amino acids. The transcript is spliced from 2 exons.